CACCUCUGUGUGGGGUCCUUGUUGCGGGGCACUGGAGAGCCGGGCGGCGGCGGCGACGGGAGGAGGAUGGGCACGCCAGUGAAGGAUGUGGUUAUCAAAGCUGACGCUCCCACAGCUCUGCUCAUGGAGAAACACUCUGAUUACAUCGCCUCAUACGGAACAAAGAAGGAUGAUUAUGAAUACUGCAUGUCUGAGUACCUGCGCAUGAGUGGGAUCUACUGGGGUCUGACUGUCAUGGAUCUCAUGGGGCAACUGCACCGUAUGAACAAAGAGGAAAUCCUGCAGUUUGUGAAGUCGUGCCAACACGAUUGUGGUGGAGUUGGGGCCAGUCUAGGUCACGAUCCUCACCUUCUCUACACUCUCAGUGCCGUGCAGAUCCUUUCUCUCUAUGAUAGUCUCCAUGUUAUUGAUGUUGAUAAAGUUGUUGAAUAUGUUAAAGGCCUCCAACAAGAAGAUGGUUCCUUUGCUGGUGACAAGUGGGGUGAAAUAGACACUAGGUUCUCCUUCUGUGCCGUGGCAACGUUGGCACUUCUGGGAAGACUUGAUGCCGUUAAUCUAGAAUCAGCAGCAGAAUUUAUUAUAUCCUGCAUGAACUUUGAUGGAGGAUUUGGAUGCAGGCCAGGAUCAGAAUCUCACGCAGGCCAGAUCUACUGCUGCACGGGGUUUCUUGCUAUAACAGGCCAGUUACACCACAUCAACGCUGACCUGCUGGGCUGGUGGCUCUGUGAGCGCCAGCUACCAUCCGGAGGCCUCAACGGGCGCCCAGAGAAGCUGCCUGACGUCUGUUACUCCUGGUGGGUCUUAGCUUCCCUGAAGAUCAUCGGACGGUUGCACUGGAUCGACAAGGAGAAGUUGUCCACUUUCAUCCUGGCUUGCCAGGACGAGGAGACUGGCGGCUUUGCCGACCGGCCUGGCGAUGUAGUUGAUCCAUUCCACACAUUGUUUGGUGUGGCGGGACUCUCUCUGAUGGGGGACCGGCAGGUGAAGGCGGUCAGCCCGGUGUUCUGCAUGCCUGAGGAGACGCUGCAGAGGAUCGGCCUGCAGCCGGAGCUACUGAGCUAGAGGGAGCGGGAGCCCCGGCUGUGUGGAAUACCAUCAUGGACAAUGGUGACUGUGACAAGGGUGUGAACAUUGACCUGUGGACUGCCACUGCCACUUGGUUCCUUCACUCUCGGCCUCUUGUGUACGAAUCGGGUAUAAGGUACUCUGCUGUGUCACUGUAACCUGAGCAAGCAUACAGUGCUGGAGGAACACAGCGGGCCAGGCAGCAU
Molecule: messenger RNA, 1271 nt
Organism: Leucoraja erinaceus (little skate)
Lineage: Eukaryota; Metazoa; Chordata; Chondrichthyes; Rajiformes; Rajidae
Gene: rabggtb
Product: Rab geranylgeranyltransferase subunit beta
Exons: 9
Coding region: 67-1062 (331 amino acids)
Biological process (GO): protein geranylgeranylation
Cellular component (GO): Rab-protein geranylgeranyltransferase complex
Molecular function (GO): Rab geranylgeranyltransferase activity
Source: RefSeq, a predicted model, not a curated record